CUGGGAUAAACAGCGGCCACCGCCCCCCCCCCCGCCCUUCUCCCUUCCCAGUUUGCCCGUAGGCGAUGUGCGGCGCCGCAAAGUGAAAGUGCGAAGCUGCCGCUAUCAUCAUCGUCAUCUUCGUCAUCGUCUCCUGCACCACGUCCCUGCUGUCCGGCACCAUGGGCGAGCGCGGAGCUCCCGGGGAUGUGAACUCGAACGUGCUCAUCUCCCGCAGCACCGGAGACGCGCAGCUCGACAGGGCGGUGUGGCAGUGGCUGAGCUGGGACAAGAACCAGAAAACAAAAGAACAGAUUGAAAGCUUGUUACAGAAUGGAAAUCAUAGUGAGUUACGGGAUCGUCUCUGCUGCAGGCUGACCUUUGGGACUGCUGGGCUUCGCUCUGCUAUGGGAGCAGGCUUUUGCUACAUUAAUGAUCUUACAGUGAUCCAGUCAACACAGGGGAUCUACAAGUAUCUCGAGAGGUGUUUUUCAGACUUUAAGCAGAGAGGCUUUGUUGUUGGAUAUGACACACGAGGUCAGGUGACCAGCAACUGCAGCAGUAAGAAGCUUGCAAAGCUCACUGCAGCAGUCCUGCUGGCUAAAGAUGUACCCGUGUACUUCUUUUCCACAUAUGUCCCUACACCGUUUGUGCCGUAUGCUGUUCAGCAGCUUAAAGCUGUGGCUGGUGUGAUGAUCACAGCAUCCCACAACCGGAAGGAGGACAAUGGGUACAAGGUUUAUUGGGAAAAUGGAGCACAGAUCACCUCUCCUCAUGAUAAGGAAAUUAUAAAAUGUAUAGAAGAGUGUGUUGAACCAUGGAAUGGCUCUUGGAAUGAGAAUCUAGUAGAUACCAGUCCCCUUAGACAGGAUCCUCUGAAGCAAAUUUGUGACAGUUACAUGGAGGAUUUGAAAAAGAUCUGCUAUCAUAGGGAGCUGAAUGUGCAAACAAAUUUGAAGUUUGUUCAUACCUCAUUUCAUGGAGUUGGACAUGACUACGUGCAGUUUGCUUUCAAAGCAUUUGGCUUUCAUCCCCCUAUUCCUGUACCUGAACAAAGAGAUCCAGAUCCGGACUUCUCUACUGUCAAAUGCCCAAAUCCUGAGGAAGGAGAAUCUGUGCUGGAGUUGUCAUUGAGGCUUGCAGAGAAAGAAAAUGCUAAAGUAGUAGUGGCCACUGAUCCAGAUGCAGAUAGACUAGCAGUGGCAGAACAGCAGGAGAAUGGUUGCUGGAAGGUGUUCACUGGCAAUGAGCUAGCAGCUUUGUUUGGGUGGUGGAUGUUUUCUUGCUGGAAGGAAAACUGCUCUGAAGAUGCUGAUGUGAAGAAUGUUUACAUGUUAGCGACCACAGUCUCCUCAAAAAUUUUGAGGGCAAUUGCACUUAAAGAGGGAUUUCACUUUGAAGAAACACUCCCUGGUUUUAAAUGGAUUGGAAGCAGAGUAAAAGAUCUCCUAGAUAAUGGAAAAGAAGUUCUCUUUGCUUUUGAAGAGUCUAUUGGUUUCAUGUGUGGCACAUCAGUAUUGGAUAAAGAUGGUGUAAGUGCAGCUGUGGUCAUAGCUGAAAUGGCAACCUACCUGGACAGCAAGAACUUAACAUUAGCACAGAAACUUAUCGAGAUACAUGAAACGUAUGGAUAUCACAUAUCAAAGACUUCUUAUUUCUUGUGCUAUGAUCCUCCGACUAUCAAAAGGAUAUUUGAGAAGCUUCGGAACUUUGAUGGUCCACAGUCUUACCCAAGCUUUUGUGGUAUUUACAAUAUAUUGCAUGUACGAGAUAUUACCACUGGCUACGAUAGCAGCCAGCCGAAUAAGAAAUCGGUGCUGCCAGUGAGUAAAAGCAGUCAGAUGAUCACUUUUACAUUUCAAAAUGGUUGUGUUGCCACCCUUCGGACAAGUGGAACAGAGCCAAAAAUCAAGUACUACGCAGAGAUGUGCGCGCUGCCUGAACAGAGUGACAGAACGGUGCUGGAAGAAGAACUUCAGAAGCUUAUUGAAGCUUUGAUUGAGAAUUUCCUCGAACCUGAUAAGAAUGGGCUGAUCUGGCGCUCUGCUUAGGUCUCCUGUAACUGGUGUUCAAAGAAGUGACCGCCUGCACUGCGUCAUGUGAAACAAAGGAACCAAGUUUAAUACAUGUGUGUGUGUAUGUGUGUUAAACAGCUAUAUUUUUAUUCUAUAAAGAAGGAGCAUUCUUCUGUCAGGCUUUUCACUGAAGUCUAGGCUAGAAAAUUGGGAUAAGGAGAGGAGGUGAAAGAAAAGGAUGGAAUUUAUUAUAAUUUUCUGUCCUUUUGACCAAAACACUAAUUAAUCUGUACCAAUGCAAAUCAAUGCAGCCCUAAUAGGUUUUAAGACAGCUGAUCUUAGCCAGUAGAUCUUGUCUUAAACUAAUUUCAGGUACCCAAAACCAUGUAGUUGUGGUGUUUGAAGGAAGUGAUCAGUCUAAAGUGACAAAAAAGCCUGCUUAUUCAUAGCUGUUGUGCGUGAAUGUGGGUAUCAUUUUUGCAGAUCUUAAUGACAAAAAAAUGUUGAAGUAGAGUUCAGUGGUUAGCACUUCUUGUUUAGGCAAGUUGUUCAGUAGGAUAUUUUUCAACUACUUAAGUAUCCUGUUGUUAAAGGUGCUCUUGGUGCAUUGUACCUUUCCUGUGUGUAUCUUAAAGUAUUUACUUGGCAGUGAAACAAUAGUGGCAACGCAUGCAGUUCCACAUGCAGUCUGGGUUUUGAAUUACAUAGUGCCUUUCCAAGGCUUCCACAGGAGUAGAAACUUGUUCAUUCCUUGGUUAAACUCCCAUUCUAGAUACUAUAGGCUUUGUAAAUGUUCUUUUGUCCCACAUCCCUGAAGGAUCUUAAGCUUUUUUUUU
Cuculus canorus (common cuckoo) is the source of this 2830-nucleotide messenger RNA. RefSeq names its product phosphoglucomutase 2 like 1 (gene PGM2L1). Lineage: Eukaryota; Metazoa; Chordata; Aves; Cuculiformes; Cuculidae. The record is from RefSeq and is a predicted model, not a curated record. Bases 162 to 2030 code for a protein of 622 amino acids. Gene Ontology annotation, molecular function: intramolecular phosphotransferase activity; glucose-1,6-bisphosphate synthase activity. The transcript is spliced from 14 exons. Gene Ontology annotation, biological process: carbohydrate metabolic process.